This is a messenger RNA of Patiria miniata (bat star), 5918 nucleotides long. RefSeq names its product hyalin-like. Gene Ontology annotation, cellular component: membrane. Lineage: Eukaryota; Metazoa; Echinodermata; Asteroidea; Valvatida; Asterinidae. The transcript is spliced from 21 exons. The coding region runs from base 1441 to 4998 and encodes 1185 amino acids. The record is from RefSeq and is a predicted model, not a curated record. Gene Ontology annotation, biological process: cell communication. Gene Ontology annotation, molecular function: calcium ion binding.
AGAUCCAUGUGACGCGGACUGGACCCCACAACUCUGCCAAUUCUGCAGUGGGAAUUCCAUCUUGCCAGGCGCCUACUAGUCACAGUUCAUCUGUUUGGUGGCUUUUCUUGUUUCUUCCAGGGAUGGAGGAUCAUCAAGUUCUUCAUGCUUUGGCUUCUGAGGGAUCUGUUGCUGAUGCAAAUCUUGUCCUUGAUCAGCGUAGCUCCCUCUAAAGAAAGCAAGCGAACGGAGCCUGACUUUAAAGGCCAAUGACUGAUUAGAUUGAGUUGAAGAACUGCUUCGUAUUGUUUGUAGCAGCAAAACUUUAAGCACUGUGUUCGUGAUGAGAUUAUGUUCUCCACAUUGCUCAGGAGCAAAAGGCCGUACCUGUUCAUCUUGCCGAAGUAAACCCAUCCCAUUGACUUUAGUCACAGCAAACUCAAGCAUUGAAGUCUACCAAUAAUUUGAGCCUGUCGCUGACUGGGACUGAGCCCCGGAUUAACUUGUGAUAGGCAUAAAACUGCUCGGUGGUCUCCUCCGUGCGAGUCAAUGUGGGGCGAAUGCACGGAUAACAAUCGCAUGUCGCUUGUGGCUGACAGGCAACUCAGUGCAAGAUCCCUACUCUGCAAGACUGGUGUCGCUUAGGGCUGCAAUGUCAGUGCUGUGAUGUAAAAGUUGUUUGGAGACUAGGGCUGCUUCCAACGGGGCCUCGUUGAAUUGUCCCUGACCAUAGGAAUACGGGCCUUCCAUGUUCUAAUAAGGAGUUUCUUUCUGUUUUGGUUUCGACCGCAUAAAUGGAUGAUCUGCCAGCCGCGGCAAACUGGCCAGGUGUUUAUGGGGCAGACGGUGUUAAGUCCACCUUUUCUGGGCCUAUAUAUUAAACUGUGUACUGCAGCUGCGGUAGACUAAUUUUACAUCCUGCAGCCGCAAUCAGUCCUUCACAUUGGUCUUUGGCCACCUGGUCUUGUCGUGGGCGAGUAACUGUAGGCAAUGGAUGUUUCGCGGUGCGGAGGGGUCCGAGUCUAGCCCGUUUGAGGUCAGCACGUAUUGUGCCCGGUAGAUUUAUGCAAUACCGUCCUCGUCUGGGUUUGUAGGCUUGAGAGCCAGUAACGGCAAAGUCAAAGGCCCUCUGAGCGGGUGUGUCAGGGUCCAUACGUAGGACAUGGCCUAACAUUGACCAUCUUUGCUUUGUGACCUUUGAUGAGAGGGGUUCUUCAUUUCACAGUUCGUAUAGUGCCUGGUUGCUGAUAAGGCUCUUUGGCCAGCAGUGACCUGUGAUGAUACGGAGGUUUCUGCGGUGGCACGCAUCCAGCUUGUCAAGCAUGGCUUUGGGUACUGCCCAAAGCCAUGCUUUCUGGGCCUCUUCCCAUCAAAAGGUGAGCAGCGUUGUUCUGAAGACGACUGCUUAGUCGACUAGAUGCUGACUGGCUGAUAUUCUGCGCCGGGUACAGAGAACCACAAAUGGUCCCAGGAUGCAGGUUCGUGACUACAACUCCCAGUGGUCACCACAUAUGUUGCUUCGCCACUCCCCUGUCACCGAAGGACUUGCAGAACACAAGAAGAGGGAGGAGAAAUGUCAGCUCAGUUGAUGGAACAGCAAUAGCAGGAGAUGAUUAUUCGCCGGUUUUACAAACGUUGAAUUUCACUUUGACGAAAAACCUAGUUAGCGUUUACGUGACAAUCCAUGAUGACGAGUCCGCUGAGGACACCGAGUGUUUCACACUGAAACUGGAGAACACUGGCUACACUGGGCCACCAACUGAAAUUUGCAUCGUUGACAAUGAGGUCUGGGCAUACAAUUUUGAGCAGGCAUCCUACUCUACAAAUGAAGGAGAUGGCCCUGUUGAUAUCACCGUUAUACGCACUGGAGAUUCGGCUUUGGAGAGUUCACUUGUUGAUGUCGUGAGUUCUGAUGGAACUGCUAUCGCAGGACAGCAUUAUGUUUCGUUGAAUACUACCCUGGACUUUACAGAUACAAAUAACACAGUAUUCACGGUCACAAUAAUUGACGAUGACAGCGUGCAAGGCACACAUUGUUUCAACUUGUCUUUGGUGAAUCCAGAUCCAAGCGAUGGACAAGUUGGUGCUGAUACAGAAAUCUGCAUCAUUGACAAUGAAGAUGUAGUCAAGCCAGUCUUUGAUCAAUGCCCUCCUGUACUCCAAGCAAGCUACCCAACUGACUUGAACCUCCCAACAGCCGUCGUCAGCUGGACUCCACCAAAUGUAGCUGAUAACAGUGGAGGAACUGUCACGGUCGAUGCCAGUCAUAUGCCAGGGGAGGCAUUCGACAUUGGAGUAACAAGAAUCACGAUGAAUGCAACUGAUGAAAGUGGCAACAUGGAAUCAUGCGUGUUCAAUGUCACUGUUGUUGACGACCAGCGACCCAAUGUGACCUGCCCUACUGGCUUCACACUCUACACUGAUCCACAAUCCAAUGUUAGCACUGGUGGCUGGUCUCUGCCUGAUGAUGCAUUUGAUAAUUCAGGUGUCUUCACUGCGACAUCGUCACUGGAUCCUACAGAGCCACUGGGUGUUUCUAAUCACCACGUCUCCUACACUGUUGUGGAUGCAGCCGGCAAUGACAUUAAUUGUGAUUUCUACAUUACUGUGCUUGACAACCAGGAUCCCUACUUUGAGCCAUGCCCAGCUUCGUUCACAGUUCAAACUGACCCACAGCAGAACACCGCUAAUGUGUCAUGGCCGCCUGUCAUUCCGAUGGACUUCGUUGCAGUUCAGGAGUAUAACUCCAACUACCAGCCUGGGCACUUAUUUCCAAUUGGUGACACAGACGUUGAGUACAACGUGACCGACACGUCAGGGAAUAAAGGUUCCUGCUUUUUUGUGGUGACAGUUGAAGACAUGGAGCCUCCUGCUAUUACUUGUCCCAGUGCAGCCAUUGUUACUGACACAGACCCUCAACGGAGUGUCGCUAAUGUGACAUUUGUCACGACUGCUGCUGACAAUAGUGGGGAGUGGACAGUGUCAUGCACCCCAGCCUCGGCAACCAACUUCCAAGUUGGAGUGCAGAAUGUCAUGUGUAUCGCCACUGAUCCCUCGGACAACACCGAAACCUGCUCAUUUGCAGUCUUGGUAUCAGACAAUGAAGAUCCGGUCUUCGAUACCUGUCCAUCUGAUAUCACACUCAAUGAACCACUGGAGAGUUUCGUAAACUUCACUAUCAUGGUCAACUGGACACGACCCGGGGUGACCGACAACGUUGGCGUGGUUCGAUUGGAUGUAACUCAUGAACCAGGCAGUGUCUUUGGCAUUGACAGUCACCUGGUUAUGUACACAGCCUACGAUGCUGCUGAUAAUAUGGCUACUUGUCAGUUCAACGUCAUUGUGAAUGACGUGCAGCCGCCAGUUAUUACCGGCUGUCCCGUGAACCUUCCUAGGUUCCCGACGGACCCCACUCGGGAUACAGCCAGAGCAUUCUGGGAUGAACCUCAAGCUUCAGACAACUCGGGCAGCGUAACUCGGACCUCUAACUAUGAUGUUGGUGAUGCGUUCCCUGUCGGAGAUACCGUGGUGGUGUACACGGCAGAGGAUGGCAGUGGUAACGCCGUCAACUGCAGCUUUGUUGUCCAGGUCUAUGAUAAUGAGCCUCCUACAUUUACUGGCUGCCCCUUCCAAGGAGUCACCAGUGACACAGGUCUGCAGAGCGAUCGUGGAGUAGCUUCGUGGUCAGAACCACAAGGCACAGAUAACGUGGCGGUAGCCAGUGUACAGUCAGACUACCGGCCAGGAGAUAGCUUCCCAUUGGGUGCAACUGUCGUCACAUACAAUGUGACUGAUACCGCAGGAUUGGUCGCCGAAUGUGCAUUUACGAUUACCAUUUCGGAUGGUGAGAAUCCCAGCUUGACCAACUGCCCAGCGAGUUUCACUCUAACGGUGGAGUUAGCCACAGACACAGCCGUUGCAGAUUGGACCCCGCCGACUGCCUCGGACAACUCCGGCACAGUGACCCUGUCUACGACCUUUGAACCCGGCCAGUCACUUUUGCCUGGUGAAUACAGCGUGACGUACACCGCCACCGAUCCGGCAGGCCGGACAGCAACAUGUCCUGUCUUCACUAUCACUGUGGAACCAAAUCACAAUGAAUGUUCUCUGCCAGAAGUCAUGGGGGAAUGUUCAUCUCGAGGAUUGACUUGUGUCAAUCAGCUGGAAGGUUACACAUGCGACUGUCCCACCGGCUUUUUCAAGGCUGGAAACUCAGAUAACUGCCUGCAAGGAAGAAUGUUUCGUUUUACUUUCGUCAUUGUGGAGAUCAGCAACAGCCCAGCUGUAUUCACAAACGAGCUCACUGAUCCCACCUCAGUUGCGUUUCUUUCACAUCAGAGACGCCUUGAGAACUUGUUCAGUAUUGCCUUCGGCAAUCUAUCCGAGUUCGGCCGCAUCAUUGUCUUGUACUUCUUCAGUGGUAGCAUAGGUGUGGAAGCAUUGAUUUCAGUCAACGGGAACUCCACGGCCAACCAAACGGAGGUGGAAAAUUCCAUUGAUGCCGCAAUCUCAGCAGAUAAUUUAUUCUUAAAUUCAGAAUAUAAGCUGAACCCCAGCGCCACUACCUUUUUGGAAGAAGUUUGCCCGGACGGGUUCUGUGACAAUGGAGGAACAUGCCAACCCAAUGCUUCCAGCUACCUCAGCUCCUGCGUGUGUCCUGCAGGUUAUAGUGGGAACAGAUGUGAGACAGUGAACGAUGCCAGCCUCUCCACUGCAGUCAUUGUGGCCAUGAUUUUGGGCAUUACGGGUCUCAUUAUUAUUGUCCCUACCGCUAUGAUUGUGUGUCUGACGAUGAUGAAAAGAGCAAUGCUGGCCAGGGGGAAUAUGCAACAGAGCGCCACCAUGCGCCCAUCUGAGCGGCGCAUGGCAAUGUACGAUGCCCCACACCCUAGGAUUUACCUGAACAAAGGCUUCAGACCGUCUCGGUCGGAAUUCAUCAUCCCUUACGUCGCCCGGUCGGAGGAGGCGGACAUUCCGCUUCGCGAGAUGAUGUCGAGAGACGAAAGCCUUUACUACUAAGCUGAGUUGUAAUGAUUAUCAUUGGCCUGAACUGAGGAAAAAUCAUCGUAACUUUCUUAAAUAUAAAUACAGUUGACUAGUUGUAGGUGCCGUUAGCGACAGUGUUUGGGAUUUUUUCGCUCGUUUUUUUCCCCCAAUGGCAGUGUGACAUCAUUUCUGCCCUCAGCUCUUAUUUGAUAGAUGUAGUUUAACCUUUGACCAAGCUGCAACGGCAAGUGCAAACUAAAUAUUCCUUCUUUGCUCUUGACAGUACUGUAUCAACAUGCUUUGCCGCUUCGGAACCCCAAAUGUUUUGGAAGAGAAUAAGGUCGGAUCGGAAACACUUGGCCUACGGUCGGAUAUAACACACGAGUCCACGGGAAGUGGUUGCAGCCGCUAGCAAGUGGCAGCCAUGGGUGCGCGUUAUUCCCGGCCGUAGCCAAGUGAUUCGAUACGGCCUAAGCAAGCACCAGCGCCCUUACAAGCGAUCAAUGUUUUGUUUUGUUUUUGACAUGUAUGGUUUUUUUGCUUUUUAAAUUCUAAUAGAACUACGUACCAAGUCAUAUUUAAAUACAUUAAUUUUAUGUAGUGGUAUUGCCAUCAACUGUUAUAUUAAUGAAUACUGCCUACUUGUAUUGAAGGGACCAUGAAAUUUUGGACACCCUCUAAACAUGUAAUAAUGCGGUCUCAUAGUCCAUGUAUAGUGUUUAAUACCUGCAGAAACAUCCCUGGUACAGUCAAAAUGGACAGAGGGCUAGCUGUGGUGGCUAUAUGGUUGCAGGCCAGUAAAUAGGUCCAAAAUUGCCUGCGUCGGCCAAAUCACGAUGUACAUGCCCUCAAAUUCUUCGGUAUUGAGCAUAUUGGGGGCCAUGAACUUAAAAAAUUUAAAAAAAAAAAUAUGAGUGGAAGCCGUGCACAGGACUGUGAGCUUUUAGUUCUGU